AUGGAAGUUGCUUUCCAAGCAAAGCUCAAGGCAAAUGAUGCUGGCGAGACUGUACUUGACGCAGAGUGGUUCGCGAAGCGUUUAGAAGAUUUCAAAGAUGUCCACAAACAACCACCGCUCGACCUUGUCGGCUGGUUCACACUUGGACCUCGCUCCGGACCUCAACCCCACAUCCUCCCGAUCCACUCCCACAUAUCAGAGUUCUACACUGAAUCUCCGCUACUGGUACUAUUCCAUCCGGAAGAUGCCUUCUCAGAAGCUACAGCUGCCGGAAAGUUGCCGCUCACACUGUAUGAGCCCAUCUCAGAGAAUGUCACCAGUGACCCCAACGACAAGGCUAUGGACAUUGAUGGUGCGGUGCAGGCAAGAUCGACAAAGUUCAAGGAACUCGUGUACACCAUUGAGACUGGAGAGGCAGAGAUGAUCAGUGUGGACUUCGUGGCUCGCGGUGGUGGCAAUGCUACAGCUGUCGAGGGCACCGCAGCACCAAAGGCAGGACCAUCCAAAGUGGACGAGGCUGCAGGAAAGAAGUCAUCUUCGAGAGGCAAGCAAAAGGAAAAGAAAGAAGACAAGGAAAAGGAUGCGCCUAUUGACGAAUCUCUGGUCAUGACUGCGGAAGAUGAUGAGAUCCUUUCUUCCCUGACGGCCAAGAUGAACGCCAUUCGCAUGCUCAGUCGCCGCAUCCAACUCCUCCGCACAUACCUCGAUACCCUCCCACCAUCAUACCUGUCCGAUCCUUCACUCCCACUGGCUCCGACUGUAGACACCCAGAACCAGCUGCCGCUGAACCAUUCGAUUCUGCGCAGUAUAUCUGCCACGCUAUCCCGCAUCAACAUCCUCGCUCCACCCGAUGCAGAUGCUUUCACACUCGAGUCACAACAAGAGGCCUCCGAUGUCCAGCUCGUCAAUCUACUCUCAUCUAUCACGAACUCAGUGUCGGCAGCAAAGGAACUUGGUCGCAAGAGCCACAUCGUCGAGCACGCCAAAAGCCAGGGCAAGAACCGCAUGGGUAUGGGCAUGAUGGGUGGAUAUGGAGGCGACGCGUCUGGUGGAGGUGCCUACUUCAACACAGUCAUGGGCGGCAGUGGAGGUAGUGGAGCUGCAUGUCCGUCCAAAAAAGACGUCAUCAUGGGCAUUGUGCCUCCUUGGAGGUACGCCGACGAAGAUCCAUCGGGAGCGGUCGUCAUCGGCUGGUAUGUCCAAGUGUUAUCAAUUGCGAUUCUCGUCUUCAUCUGGCCAAUCUUCAUCAUCCUCACGCCCAUAAUGGUACCCUUGUGCAUCAUCGGGAUUUCCAUUCACUUUUUCGCCUGGCUCUACCGCACCAUCCGCGACCAGGGGAUUCGGGGCCCUCCACGCGAAAUAUACGACUUCCUGCGGUGGCUUCGCCGGGAUCUGAGAGAUGCUUGGCUAGAUUUCUGCGAUGCCUUCCGGGAGCUCAUGCACUCUUGGAGGUAG
This is a messenger RNA of Parastagonospora nodorum SN15, 1455 nucleotides long. RefSeq lists its product as hypothetical. Gene Ontology annotation, cellular component: COP9 signalosome. Lineage: Eukaryota; Fungi; Ascomycota; Dothideomycetes; Pleosporales; Phaeosphaeriaceae. The transcript is spliced from 4 exons. The coding region runs from base 1 to 1455 and encodes 484 amino acids. The record is from RefSeq and is a predicted model, not a curated record. Gene Ontology annotation, biological process: protein deneddylation.